AUGGAAGAUCUAAUGAAUGCUUUUAUUAUCAAGACAGAUGAGAGACUUGAAACUCAUAGCUCAGCUAUACGAGAACAUGGUGCAACUAUCAAAGAAAUGGACAUAACUUUUCGAAACCUGGUAAGACAGGUUGGACAACUAGCUACUCUAUUGUCUGAGAGGGUUCCAGGAACACUCCUUGCUGAUAUUGAAAGAAAUCCAAAAGAGACAAUCAAUGCAGUGUCUUUGAGGAGUGGGCACAAGUUGGAGGAUCCCAUAGCAAAGCAAAAGGAUGAGCUGAUUGAGAGACAAGUCGAGAUUGUGGGCCAGCAGAAAAAUAACAACAUUCAAGAAGGAGAAGUGAUGGUAGAUGAGGAUUUGAAGAAGAAGGGGAGGAUUAGAGCUCAGAAAAAGAAGAAAAAUGAUAAUUCAACAAAUAAUGAGACUGGAGAGAGAAAAUACAUGCCAGCUCUACCUUCCCUCAGAAGCAAAGAAGAGAGAAAGGUGCUUUCUCAGAUGCCAGCUUAUGUUAAAUUUAUGAAGGAGAUAUUGUCCAAGAAACGGAAAGUGGAAGAGACAUUGGUUGUCAAGCCGACAGAGCAUUAUAGUGCCAUCUUGCAAAAUAAGCUCCCUAAAAAAUGUGGAGAUCCAGGGAGUGCUUCCAUUAACCUUAUACUUUUGUCUAUUUUCAGGAAAUUAGAGGGAGAGAUUGGAGAGAUCAGGUCGAUACCUGUGUCCUUGCAGCUGGCGGAUCAGACCACAAUCAUACCUGAAGGAAUAGUGGAGGAUGUGCUAGUUCAGGUAGAAAAAUUUGUGUUCCCGGUGGACUUCAUUGUGGUGAACAUGGAGGAGAAUAGGGAGGUUUCGCUGAUUUUAGGAAGACCCUUCUUGGCUAUGGGUAGAGCAAUUCUAGAUAUUGAGAAAAGACAACUCAUGCUCAGAGUGGGGGAUGAAAGUCUGUCUUCAAAAUGGAAGGAGAAAGGGGGGCCCUGA
Molecule: messenger RNA, 972 nt
Organism: Nicotiana attenuata
Lineage: Eukaryota; Viridiplantae; Streptophyta; Magnoliopsida; Solanales; Solanaceae
Exons: 3
Coding region: 1-972 (323 amino acids)
Source: RefSeq, a predicted model, not a curated record